This is a messenger RNA of Pyrus x bretschneideri (Chinese white pear), 1876 nucleotides long. RefSeq names its product actin-histidine N-methyltransferase-like. The coding region runs from base 232 to 1686 and encodes 484 amino acids. The transcript is spliced from 6 exons. Gene Ontology annotation, biological process: peptidyl-lysine monomethylation. Lineage: Eukaryota; Viridiplantae; Streptophyta; Magnoliopsida; Rosales; Rosaceae. Gene Ontology annotation, molecular function: protein-lysine N-methyltransferase activity; protein binding. The record is from RefSeq and is a predicted model, not a curated record.
CAAUAAUGUAACAUGUGAGGUCCAAUAAUUUAAGCAUAGAAAUAUGUAAUGAAAUUGUUUGGCAUGGUAAUGCCCAAUGUUUCAGUUUUUAUUCGGUAGGCACCUGCCGAACUUUCUUUACAUUCGGUACACAUCUGCCGAACAUAUCACUCGACUUUCCGUCGCUCGAUGUUCCCCUAGUUAACCUGGCCAUAACUUUUCGAGGAAAUUAACCCGCACUAGGAAGGAGGAAUGAAGUGGGGCUUGACCAUGGCAGCUUCCAAGAUGUUAAUGGCUUCCUUUACCGCCUUCCGCCCUCUAACUUGCGCUGCCUCUGCCUCCUAUCCUGCGCGCCUGGCUCCACACCCGCCGGACCUGAUCAAGUGGGUCCGUCGGGAAGGAGGGUUCGUGCACGAGGCCGUGAAGAUAGCUCAAGAUAGUUCAUUUGGUCUUGGAUUGGUGGCUUCUGAGGAAAUCCCAAAGGGUUCCGAACUAAUUGUGCUUCCGGAGCACGUACCGUUGAGAUUUGACUCAAUUGAAUCGGACGGCGGAGAUGGGGUCGACUCUGUUCUCGACGAUUUGGCUCGCCUAGUUCCUGAGGAACUAUGGGCAAUGAAAUUGGGUUUGAAGCUUCUGCAAGAAAGAGCAAAAACUGGAUCCUUCUGGUGGCCAUACAUCAGCAGCCUUCCUGAAACGUUCAAUAUACCCAUCUUCUUCCCCGGUGAGGACAUAAAGAAUUUGCAGUAUGCUCCACUUCUUUAUCAGGUGAACAAGAGAUGCAGAUUUCUUCUUGAUUUUGAAAAAGAAGUCAAACGUGCUCUGGAAAAUCUGAAAUCAAACGAUCACCCUUUUGGUGGCCAAUCUGUAGAUGCAUCCUCCCUUGGAUGGGCAAUGUCAGCAGUUUCGUCUCGGGCAUUCCGUUUAUAUGGUAAAAAGCUUCGAGGUGGGAACUACAAUGAUAUCCCGAUGAUGCUUCCUCUCAUUGAUAUGUGCAACCAUAGUUUCAACCCAAAUGCCGCAAUAGUUCAGGACCAAGAUAAUAGGAACAUGAAGAUGCUAGUAAAGGUUGUAGCAGAAACAGAGAUCAAGGAGAACGAUGGUUUAGUACUCAACUAUGGAUGUUUAAACAAUGAUCUUUUCCUUUUGGAUUAUGGAUUUGUGAUACCUUCAAAUCCCUAUGAUUGUAUUGAGCUCAAAUAUGAUGGAGCACUUCUGGACGCUGCAAGUAUGGCUGCAGGAGUGUCAUCGCCCAACUUCUCUACACCAUCUUCAUGGCAGAAAGAAAUUUUAUGCCAGCUAAAGUUAGAUGGGGAAGCUCCCCUUCUUAAGGUAUGCUUAGGGGGCUCGGAACUGGUGGAGGGGCGCUUGUUGGCAGCCUUAAGAGUUGUUCUUGCUGAUGACAUAGAAACAGUUCAGAAGCAAGAUUUAAAUAAACUUAAAUCUAUAUCAGCUGAAGCUCCCCUUGGUAUUGCAAAUGAAUUAGCUGCUUUUCGCACCGUUAUUGCGUUAUGUGUGAUUGCACUGGGACAUUUCCCAACCAAAAUCAUGGAAGACGAAUCCCUGUUGAGUAGAGGUGUUUCAGAUUCUACACAGCUGGCUAUCCAGUUCAGAAUUCAGAAAAAAUCGGUGAUUAUAGACGUGAUGAGAGAUCUCACAAGGAGGGUGAAGUUACUUGCAUCGAAAGAAACCGCCACCUCUCAAGGCUGAAUUACUGCAGUAAAGUUGGCGUGUUUGCCCACAACACUCUUUUACUCUUGGUCAUGUUUGUUGCCUCUUCUCUUUUUAGUUACUUUGUUCACAAUUUCUUUCUUCUCUUUAGUAAUUUGAGUAUUAUCAUUUGUAGAAUGCUUGAAAACGUUGGUUUGUUUAGUUUUGAUCUCAGAUCUUUUGUUCUUUU